Oncorhynchus nerka (sockeye salmon) is the source of this 1959-nucleotide messenger RNA. Its product is annotated as leucine-rich repeat-containing protein 26-like. Gene Ontology annotation, molecular function: protein binding. The transcript is spliced from 2 exons. Bases 670 to 1311 code for a protein of 213 amino acids. Lineage: Eukaryota; Metazoa; Chordata; Actinopteri; Salmoniformes; Salmonidae. The record is from RefSeq and is a predicted model, not a curated record. Gene Ontology annotation, cellular component: extracellular matrix.
UUGUUUAAUUUAAUUACGAGGUACUUACCGUUGCUGUUAUCGUUCGUUGAAAAGGCUUGCUGUUUUGUAGGUUUAAAAAAGUAACAUUUUAUUUACAUUGUAAUGUAUUUAAAAACGCAAUUGUGUGUUUCUGCAAUUACCAACAAUAGGCUAUGCGUAAAACAUUCACAUUACGCGCAACCGGCUCACUGCUGGUAUUGUGUACAGUAACGGAUUCUGAGUUUUGUAACUUGUAUUUUAGAGAUGUCGACUAGUUCAAGCUAUUAAAAGCCUACAGAUUAAUAGAUAUAUAUAUAUAUAUAAUAUGUAUGUACAUGUUUCUCUAUCGUACCGAAUACUCACUACUCAGCGACAGCAUCUCCAAACCAUAAGUAUAAUGGUUGUUUGCCUUCUUUUACAGAUAUUCCUCAGAUAUCUGGAUUCUGACACUCAACUCCAAACGUCUUCAAGCCUUGUCGUGAUAAAGCACUUUAGGUGCACAUUUUUGCAAGUAAUCUGUUAUUUCCUGCUCUGCUGGCGCUGUCUUCAGUGGUAGGUUCAAAAGAGUGCCCUCACCACUGCCUCUGCUACGAACACUCGGAUUUAGUGGACUGCCGAGCGCGCGGGUUCCUCCAACUGCCCCAUGGCCUGUCCCAUGGCACCUGGCUGCUGGACCUGGGUGGCAACUUGAUGAUGGAAGUGCGGAGCCGUGCCUUUGCCGGACUUUGGUCUCUGCGUGUCCUGGUGCUGUCUGAUAGUGGAAUCCAGCUGCUGCAGCCCGAGGCCUUCUACUCCCUCUCAUUUCUGGAGAAGCUGGACAUGAGCCGUAACAAGCUGCUCUGGCUACCGCCAGACUUCUCCCACAGUCUGUCCUCAGUCCGGGAGCUCCGGCUGGACCACAGCACCCUUGAGCGGCUGGAAGUCUCCAGCCUGGAGCACCUGGAGAAGCUGGAUCUCAGCCACAACCACAUCACCUUCCUCCAGCCAGGAGCCUUCCGGGGCCUGCCUCGACUGCGCCCCCUGCAGCUAGCUGGCAACCCGUGGAACUGCGACUGCGACCUGCACCGGGUCUUCAGCAAGCUGCUGAGUGUACGCCACUUGCACGUUGACGACUACCACAACGUGACGUGCCACGAGCCUCUGCAGCUGGCGGGUGCCUCGUUGGCAUGGGUGGACAGUCAGUUGUGCAUGGCAGAGAUGGCCACCGUGCUGGUCAUCACUGUGACGGUGCUGGUUACCGUGUUGGCAGCUGUGGUUAUGGCUGAGCACACCCGCAAAAAGAACCAACAUGCCAAGAGCUGGGACGCUGAGUCGCAGUCCCAGGAGAGGUGACUGUCAUGGGGGAGGGACACUGAGUGAGUGUGUAAUCAGUUCGGUAGAUGCAUUUCACACCAUGCUUCCUGGUCAUUUUAUGUUUAAAGAUAAAAAAGGGGCCAUUUCCCAUCUGCAGCAAACUGACUGUGAGGGUUCAUAACACACCUCAGGCUCAGAAUGCUCCUUAACAUUCAGUUGAACUUGUUGGAGGCAUUCAUUCUCUCUUCUACUUCAUCAUGGUCAUAAUGCAUGACCCAAUCUGGUCCCAAGAGUCUGAGAAACAAUAUUUUAGUGUAUGAGCAGUUUUGUAUGAUGUAUCUAGAAGUCUGUGACUUGUGGAACUGGAGGACUUGGACAUUAUUUUUCAGUGUAUCAUUUAAGACCUACCUGAAGUGUUUUACUGCUUACAAUUUAUCCUGUUAAUUUAUUUCCUGAAACACCAGUACAGUGUUUGUCUUUUUCUGUUCAACAUUUUCUCUUCAAUGUCUAUUCCAUUUCUGUACACUGUUGAGAAAAAAACGAGUCAUGUUUCAAAUGUAGGACCUAGUACAGUAGUUAUUUUUGUUUUCAUGAAUGAUGUUGAUGAUUAUCUUCGAACACAUGGAUAUGUUUGAUAGGGAAUUUAUUGUAUACAGAUAGUAAAAAUUAAAUCUUUGCCAGAUUUGA